AUGGAGAUUUCAAAGCGGAACCUUUUCACCAAGGGUGAUAUUCUUCCUAUAUUGCUUCUUCUAACCAUGAGAAUGCUGACUGUGGCAUUUAUGAUGAUAUCAGAUUGUGAUGAGGUAUUUAACUACUGGGAACCUUUAAAUUUCCUACUAAGAGGAUUUGGUAAACAAACAUGGGAGUACUCACCAGAAUACUCUAUUCGAUCAUGGGCAUAUCUUUUACCUUACUAUUGUCUUGUUGUUCCAUUUUUCAAACUUUCUGAAUUCUUAAACAAUACCAAUAAUAUGUUAUCCAUGGCCCCUUACAUCGGAUUUUAUGUGGUAAGGUUUUCUUUGGGCACAAUGGUUCUCGUUGGUGAGCUUAGAUUAUUUUAUAAACUAAAAUCACACUUUGCUUUUAGCAGUUUGGCUUACUGGUUCUUAUUUUUCAGUAGCGUCAGUACAGGAAUGACACAUGGUGCUGUUGCUUUACUUCCUUCAUCUUUUGCUCUAUGCUGUAACAUUUAUGCAAUUUCUGCUAUCUUGGAUUUUUAUUUCACCCAGAGAAUGAGAUAUGCUUUUGGUGCCAUCUUUUGGUAUAGUUUGGCUGGGUUAUUAGGAUGGCCAUUCAGUUUGGCACUUGCGUUGCCGUUAAUUUUCUAUACUUUGGGAAAAUGCUUGCUAAGUAACAAAUCAGUGACACAUGCUUUAAAAUUCAUUUUGGGUAGCGCAGGGAUAGCUGGCUCUAUUCUUGUUGUUAUUGUCACUAUUGAUUCCACUCUUUACAGUAAAAUUUCAGUUGUACCAUUGAAUAUCUUUCUCUACAAUGUUCUUUUUGCAGAUGAGAAAUCGGGUCCUAAUAUUUUUGGUACUGAACCAUUCAGUUACUACCUAUUAAAUUUGGCAUUGAAUUUCAACUUAAUUUUCUUUUUGGCUUUCAUGGGUCUCAGUUUUUCUCCAAUAUUACAACAUUGGAACAAUACUUUGUCGAGCUCUAUAAAAUCAAAAAUUUCAGAUAAACAUGUUUCUGCAACUCGUGAAUUGCAUUCGUCUUUGAUUUGUCUUUUACUUCUCCCUAUGCUAAUUUGGUGUGUCAUCUUUGGACUUCAGCCACAUAAAGAAGAAAGAUUUUUGUACCCAAUUUAUCCAAUUAUCAACCUUUCGGCCGCCAUUCUAUUGUUUGAAGUUGAUGCUCUGAUUAGCGGUGUGAGUAAGCUCUAUUCCACCUCCAAAAUUAUUAGAUUUCUAUGCGAUAUUGUGCUCAUCGUUGUGAUCUUUGUUAUUUCUAUAUCGAGAAGCAUACAUCUAUUUAAAGGCUACUCUGCACCAUUGCAUGUAUAUAGCUACCUUCCAGAAAAUGCCUCUGGUAAUGUGUGUGUUGGUCGUGAGUGGUACCGUUACCCAUCUUCUUUUUUCUUGCCGAACGAAAACACAAGACUCGCUUUUGUUAAGUCUGGUUUUAAUGGCUUGUUACCUGGUGACUUUAAAGAGAAUGCUGGCUUAGUAGAAUCAAUUUCAAGCUAUCCAGAGGGUAUGAACAAUCAGAAUUUGUUCGAUGCUGGGAAAUUGGUUGAUUUUGAGACCUGUGCCUACUAUGUUGACAUUGAUGAAGAUGUCGAUAUUGAGGUUGGUGAAACUAGAUUACUCAAGAAUAGUGAUGCAGGAUUACAAUCUGCUGAUGAAGCAUGGGAAAUACUCCACUGUGAGAAAUUUAUUAAUAGCGAAAAAAGCUCAGGAAUCGGGAGAUUGUUAUAUUUUCCAGAUUUCCUUCACAAAUACAUCAAGACUGAUUUACAUUAUCACAACUAUUGCUUGUUGGCUAAGAAAGAUUUAGUGGAGCAAUAA
Messenger RNA from Saccharomycopsis crataegensis, 1821 nucleotides. It is a transcript of the gene ALG9, whose product is annotated as dolichyl-P-Man:Man(6)GlcNAc(2)-PP-dolichol alpha-1,2-mannosyltransferase. Gene Ontology annotation, cellular component: endoplasmic reticulum membrane. The coding region runs from base 1 to 1821 and encodes 606 amino acids. NCBI's taxonomy places the organism in Eukaryota, Fungi, Ascomycota, Saccharomycetes, Ascoideales, Saccharomycopsidaceae. Gene Ontology annotation, biological process: protein N-linked glycosylation. The record is from RefSeq and is a predicted model, not a curated record. The transcript has a single exon. Gene Ontology annotation, molecular function: alpha-1,2-mannosyltransferase activity.